AUGCAGAACCAAACAGCAGUGACUGAGUUCAUCCUCUUGGGCUUCACGGAGACCCGAUGGCUGCAGAUCCUGCUCUUCCUGGCUCUCCUCUUCACUUACCUCCUGACCAUGACUGGGAACAUUGUCAUCAUCACCAUCACCCUGGUGGACCGCCGCCUUCAUACCCCCAUGUAUUUCUUCCUCCGGAACUUCUCUGUUUUAGAAAUAGGCUUCACCUCUGUUGUCAUACCCAAGAUGCUCAGCAACCUCUUGUCUGUGAGGAAAACAAUCUCGGUGGUGGCUUGCUUCAUUCAAUUAUUCUUCUAUUUUUUUCUGGGGGUCACAGAGUUUUUUCUCUUGGCCACUAUGUCCUUUGACCGUUAUGUUGCCAUCUGCAACCCACUCCGCUACCCGGUCAUCAUGAACAGCCGCCUCUGUAUCCAGUUGGUGAUGAUCUGUUGGCUGGGCAGCCUCCCGUCUGUUCUCAUAACAGCCAUUAUCAUCUCCCAGCUGCCAUUCUGUGGCUCAAAUGUCAUUGACCAUUUCUUCUGUGACAAUCUGCCUCUCCUCAAACUGGCCUGUGCUGAUACACGGCUCAUUGAGCUGAUUAACUUUAUUCUAGCUGUAAUCAUACUGCUCGGCACAUUGGUCAUCACAGCCGUGUCUUACAUCCAUAUCAUCUCCACCAUUCUGCGCCUCCCAUCUGCCAAAGAGAGGCAACGGGCAUUCUCCACCUGCUCCUCCCACAUCAUCGUUGUCACCAUGUUUUAUGGCAGCUGCAUCUUUAUGUAUGUCCGGCCAACACGGGCCAGGGGACUGGACCUGAACAAAGGGGUGGCCAUUCUCAACACGGUGGUCACCCCUCUGUUGAACCCCUUCAUCUACAGCCUGAGGAACAAACAAGUACAGGAGGUACUGAGAGACUUAAGUGCUAGGUUUUUUAAUAAGCGGAGAUGUUGA
Molecule: messenger RNA, 939 nt
Organism: Alligator mississippiensis (American alligator)
Lineage: Eukaryota; Metazoa; Chordata; Crocodylia; Alligatoridae
Product: olfactory receptor 6E1-like
Exons: 1
Coding region: 1-939 (312 amino acids)
Biological process (GO): G protein-coupled receptor signaling pathway
Cellular component (GO): membrane
Molecular function (GO): olfactory receptor activity; G protein-coupled receptor activity
Source: RefSeq, a predicted model, not a curated record